Myripristis murdjan (pinecone soldierfish) is the source of this 1300-nucleotide messenger RNA. RefSeq names its product probable 2-ketogluconate reductase. Bases 208 to 1284 code for a protein of 358 amino acids. The record is from RefSeq and is a predicted model, not a curated record. The transcript is spliced from 9 exons. Gene Ontology annotation, molecular function: hydroxypyruvate reductase [NAD(P)H] activity; NAD binding; glyoxylate reductase (NADPH) activity. Lineage: Eukaryota; Metazoa; Chordata; Actinopteri; Holocentriformes; Holocentridae. Gene Ontology annotation, cellular component: cytosol.
AAACAAACAGCAGGGGGCGCCAUGGCAACAGACUCUUGCAACGUCACAUCUACUGGCCGGAAAUAGUCAGCGGGACCCCUUGCAGGACGGAAUGGCCGGGCUGCUGAAAAGACCACGGGCCUGGUGGCCCUCGCUGUGGCCAAUAAUCCUCAUGAGAACCCAAAGCAGCGCUGGAGGCAAUUUGUCAAGUUCCAUUUGAAAAGGAGCAUGAGGAGACUGUUGGGCCCAGCACAAGCUCUCUGGCUUCUUAGAACGACAAACACACAGAGUCUCGUGUGCCGGCCACAUCACAAACAGGUGAUGGAAGAGGACAAGCCGUGCGCUCUGAUCUCAGAGCUGUGGAGCGAGCAUGCCUACCUGAAGGAGCUGAGUGACCUGCUGAAACAACACUUCCACACCAUCAGCUACAGAGAGUUCCUCCAAAAUCCUGCUCUUCAUGCCCCUAAAAUCCAGGCUAUUUUCAUGUGGGCCCCAAGUUCUGCAGCUGAGCCCUCACUGCUUCGAUCCCUUCCCUCCCUGAAGGUGAUCGCCAAUGGAGGUGCGGGCAUCGACCACCUGGAUCUGCCGUUCAUCGCCAGUCUUGGGGUGAAGGUCACUAACACACCGGGUGUGGUCAGCGAUGCCACUGCAGAUAUUGGAAUGGGUUUGCUUCUGGCAUCAGCACGGAAGAUUGUCCAGGGUCACCAAGUAGCUGUGGACCCUAAGACUAAUAAUUUAUCAUCCAAUCUGAUGGGAUUUGAAGUCACAGGAUCCACUCUGGGAAUCAUAGGAAUGGGACACAUUGGCUACAAAAUAGCCCAAAGAGGCAAAGGCUUUGAGAUGAAGAUCCUGUAUUACAACCGGAGCAGAAGAAGUGAUGAAGAUGAGAGGGCGGUGGGGGCGACUUACUGUGAGAACAUGGACGACCUGCUGAGGAGGUCGGACUUUGUCAUGUUGGCUGUGAACCUGACCCCUGAAACCACAGGUCUCAUCGGCCAAAGAGAGCUGUCUCUUAUGAAGCCCACAGCAACUCUGGUCAAUGUUAGCAGAGGUCUGGUUGUGGACCAGGAUGCCCUGGUCAAAGCUCUGCAGUCUGGGACGAUUCAUGCAGCAGCCUUAGACGUGACUCACCCUGAACUUUUACCAAGGGAUCAUCCUCUCCUCGGCCUGCUGAAUGUGCUGAUAACCCCUCAUGUUGGCACCGAUACCUACCAAACAACAAGGAGGAUGGUGGAGGUGAUGGUCGAAAAUGCCCGGGCUGCAGUGAAUGGCCUGCCAAUCCCAAAUGAAGUGAAACCUCAAUGACAAAACUAUUGAGCAC